Molecule: messenger RNA, 1698 nt
Organism: Tuber aestivum (summer truffle)
Lineage: Eukaryota; Fungi; Ascomycota; Pezizomycetes; Pezizales; Tuberaceae
Source: the annotation of a GenBank genome assembly
CUAGAUAGUCACUUUCCCUUCCUGAUCUCUCCUGCAGAGGAAAGAGACACAUCCACACCCAACCACCACCACCAUAGAGGGAGGACAAGCACCUCAUACCUACUAGAACUUAAAUGAUGUUCCCUUUUCAUCCAAAUUGGAUUCAGUUUCUCCUCUCUUACGAUGCUUCCAAAUUCGCCACCAUGUUACAUUGUCACCGUUUCUUGUCAAUUUCCCCACAGCUUAUCCUAUGGCAUAUCACACAGUCAAGACCCAUCUUUUCCCCAGGUGCCAGCUCACUCAGACACACCACCCAAAUCCCUGAAGUCAACCGAGACACUUCCACACCGGUAGCUUUUGAAUCCAAAGGGGUAAACCAUUUUAGUCCACAAUACACCCGCACCCUGGUCCCAUAGCUAAAUUUCCACGGGCUAGAAACCAAAGGUUCAUGAAGGCGCACCUCGGGAAAAGCAAAAUUACCCCACUCACCGAACUUUCGACAGAAACAACCUCCCACAUCUCUCUUUGGCAUCCAAAUCGCCAAACACCUUCUCUCUUUUCAUCAGCACCAUCUGCCGUUGAAGCUCUUACCGAAAACGCGCACUCUUCACCUCCCGUAAACUCAGAUCCAGCUUACUCAUCAGGAACAUGGCGGCGAAUGCCAAGUCUCCAGAACUCUGCCCCUCCAUCCGCAUACCAAUCUCAAUCCCACCAAACAGUCCACCUCUCCCACACACUGCUUCAACCCUAACCAACUCGCAAAAACCAGCCAUCAUGGCCUCUUCCCCCGCAGCCAAAUACAGAGGUGUAAGCAUCCCUGCCUCACCAUCCUCCCCCCGUAGAAGUCUGAGCUAACAACCACCCCAGGCAACAGUGGAAGACCUGGACCUCCCUCCGGCUCUGAGCAUCUCCCCCUCAACCCCCAUCUCAACGGCAUUGGCAAUGGCCCACGACCGCGAUUACUCACAACUCACCGUGACAUCUUCCACCACCCGCGCUCUCCUCGGCUACCUCCCUGUCCCAAAAAUCGAAUCGCUGUUACAAUCAUCCUCCGGAAACAAUAUUAGACUCUCAGAUCCCGUCAGCAAGGUCAUGAACAGGUUCGAUCGCAAGAAGGGAAACGUGUAUAAGGUUAUUACGCCAAAUACCGCGCUGGAGGAGCUCGAGGAGUUCCUGAAGAAGGAGGAGUUUGCCGUUAUUACGGAUGAAGGGAGGAGGUUCGUUCUAGGCGUCGCAACCAGGGGCGAUUUGGAGGAGUUUACAAAGAGGAGGCCUGCCUAGUCUUAUUCCUAUAGGUUUGGGAUGUGACCCAGGAUAUCGCCUUUUGCUGGGCUUUUCCGGGUCACAGUUAGCCGGCUGCUUUGCUUGCUUGCUAAAAUAAAAUUUGUCUUUAUUCCUUUUUUUCACCCCUACUUCUCACGUCCUUUUCCCUCUUCAUACCUCUUCUUGAGGCGCCCUUGUAUGUGUGUUGGCAAGCGCACACAGUAUUGUUCGUGUCAUAACUCUGCCGUUGCUGCGGCAGGGGUCCAGCUCCGAAGACAAUCAUACAUUCUUCAGGUUUGGUGCCCCAAUGAACUAUGUUUAUGAUAACGAUGCGAAAACUAUGGACCUCAGGGUUCGGUCUUAACAGGUAUUUGCUCAACCGGAAAUGAUGGAAUAUGACACGUGUAUGAUAUGCUACUACCAACAGCAGUGGCAGAUCCGAAGCUACAGGUAUCA